AUGGCAAUGGCAAGGACUCUAAGGAUUGUGCUCUCCCUCGUUAUGCUUCAUUUCUUAAUAGUAGAGAACCAUGCUACUACCACUACUGAGGCUCCAGCACCACAGCCCCCAAGGCAAAUGGAAUUACUGAAGGCAGCCUUCAACCUCAAGUGCUGCGCUAAGUGCUUGUGCGUGCCUCCAGGCACCUACGGGAACAAGCAAUUCUGUCCUUGCUAUAACAACUGGAAGACCAAGAGAGGAGGCCCCAAAUGCCCUUGA
Messenger RNA from Prunus armeniaca (apricot), 258 nucleotides. The record is from the annotation of a GenBank genome assembly. NCBI's taxonomy places the organism in Eukaryota, Viridiplantae, Streptophyta, Magnoliopsida, Rosales, Rosaceae.